This is a messenger RNA of Camponotus floridanus (Florida carpenter ant), 2680 nucleotides long. RefSeq names its product ras-related protein Rab-32 (gene Rab32). NCBI's taxonomy places the organism in Eukaryota, Metazoa, Arthropoda, Insecta, Hymenoptera, Formicidae. Gene Ontology annotation, molecular function: GTPase activity; GTP binding. Bases 443 to 2419 code for a protein of 658 amino acids. The transcript is spliced from 6 exons. Gene Ontology annotation, cellular component: lysosome; phagocytic vesicle; late endosome. Gene Ontology annotation, biological process: phagosome-lysosome fusion; endosome to lysosome transport. The record is from RefSeq and is a predicted model, not a curated record.
UAGAGAAGUUUAAUUUCCUGAAACUUUUAUAUCUAUGAAUGGAAUAUAUCACAUUUCUCAUCUCGACAUUCCAAUAAUUAAUUCAAAUAAUUUGACAAUUACGAGAUUGGAAAUUUCAUGCGAAAUUUUUCAAACUUCUCCGAUUCUCUCCAUGAUUUUACUCGCAACGAAAGAAUCUCUAAAGAGACGAGAAGAAAAAAAAACAAGGUGGAUUAUCCGUUCACGACCGAUCGAAACCGGUGCGUUAUUCUAAGGUUUCCAGAAGCGGCUAAGGAAGCCAAGCAAUAGUCGAUGAAGUGAGACGGAAGAAACGGGAAAACGGCGAAGCGAAGAGACAGUCCUUUGAUCUAUCAUCCCUUUCUUUCAUCGCCUAUUCAUCGGCCCUCACACACGCAAAUUCUCUCCUCCCGUCCUCUAUUUUUUUUUUUUUCGCGACGCGAUUAUGGCUCACAAAGAGAGCGAAGGUGGCAGCUCGCCCGACACGGUAAUCGCGCGCUUCUCGUCGGACGAGGAGAAGCAGAAGCCAACUACGGCUACUUCCGGCGAAUAUGUCACCGCGGGUGACAGUAAUUCCAGUCUCGAUACUCUGACCAGCAGCAGCGGUGGCGUUGCGACCCUCUUUUCCAACAUUAGCACGGAUGAUCGCAAAAAAGGCAAAUUCGGUGCAUUCAAGAGCAGCUUUCGCGAGAGUGGUAUAUUCAAAAUCAAGAAGAAAUCCCGCGAGACCGAUCCAUCUUAUGAAGCGAACACGGAACAGGAUGAAAAAGCUUCCUUGAGGAAGCUCGAAAUAGGGGAUGACAAAGAGAUAUCUUGGCAGCAAUCGCAGCAGCUCCAGGAACCGAAAUCGGCAUCCUCGAUCUUGAAGAAGAAGAAAAAGAAGAAGUCGCAUUCGUUGGUGCGUAAAUUGAGCUUCAACAAAUUUCGUCAGUCCUCGGAACAGCAAGAAACGCGACAUACUCCAGAAGGUGAUAGUAGUCGAUCGCAGACUCAGUCCCCGCAAGAAUCGCCUGUUCAUCCGAACGAGCCGAUCAAGAAGCAAGGACAAGAGGACAACAACAGUCCGGAGAAAGGAAAAGGAACGAAGGGGGAGCCUAAGAAACCAGAAAAGCUACUCGAAACACCGAAGACUGUCACUGUAGUGCAACAUACAACGCCAUUGGUAACCAUCAAGAGCUUUGUUCAACAGGACACCGCGCAACGUCCGCAGCAAGAGAAGCAAGACACAGUCUCGCGUUCCGACGUGCAAUGCUAUUCGACGCUUCCUUACGCAUUGUCGAACUGGUCGAGAGAUAGCGAGACGAAGCCCGCAGAGGAUGCUGCGGUCAGAACAGGUAAAACAAGGGCCGAUUCGGAUUCUUGGGAUUUACGAAUGACAUCGAAAUCGUCGCCCGUCGAGGUACGCCGCAAAUUAUCGUUGCUGGAGGAGAAAAGAGCGAUAUUUCAACGACGUUUCUUCGAUUCUUCGUCCAAGGAUUCUCAUUCGAAAGACUCGGUGAUCGCGAUUAGCAGUUUGACAAUCGACGACGAGCCACCAAGCACCGCCGACGUGUUUUUUGAGCGAGAAGAAGAACGAAAGAAGACAAGAGCCCGGCAGAUCAGCGUGAAAACUUUCGACGCGUUUUCUACUUUCGACGAGGAAACGGCACUGGGUUACCUGGGUAGCAUCGAGGAAAAUUAUACAGAAAGCUAUAAUAAUAUGGACAAUCUCAGCAAAUCUCAUGCCGCCAUGGUGGGAGCUGUUGCUGACCAGUCGUCAUCGAGUAAUGCAUCGAAUCUUGGAGUCGACGAGAAACGGGAGCACUUGUACAAAAUACUAGUAAUCGGCGAGCUUGGAGCAGGAAAAACAUCUAUCAUCAAGCGAUACGUUCAUCAAUUCUUCUCGCAACAUUAUCGCGCGACGAUUGGAGUCGACUUUGCUCUCAAAGUGCUAAACUGGGAUCCACAUACUAUUAUUAGACUGCAGUUAUGGGAUAUCGCAGGUCAAGAGAGAUUCGGAAAUAUGACCAGAGUUUACUACAAGGAAGCCGUAGGUGCUUUCAUAGUGUUCGAUGUGACGAGAAGCGCAACGUUGGAUGCGGUAGUGAAAUGGAAACAAGAUUUGGAUUCAAAGGUACAACUUCCUGACGGAUCGCCAAUACCGUGCGUUUUGUUGGCCAAUAAAUGCGACCAGCAGAAGGAAGGUCUGGUUAACUCGCCCGCUAAGAUGGACGAAUAUUGUAAAGAAAAGAACUUUUCUGGCUGGUUCGAAACCUCGGCGAAGGAAAAUAUUAAUAUCGAGGAAGCAGCCAAAUUUCUCGUCAACAAAAUACUUCAGAACGAUCAAGUUAUGAAAGGCAAUGGCUCUCAAGACCAGACGGAUGGCGAGCGGUUCGCGUUAAGUCAAUCGCCGACAAGCUCCAAAAAAUCUUGCGGCUGCUGACAAAUAGGUAAAUUGUCGAGCUCAAGUUCGAAAUCUCGGUCGCGAUUUUCCAUUCAUCAACCUCAAUGUGUCUUCAUGAAUGUCGUGAAUAUCAUAACGUCUUACGUAUUGCUAUUCUUCUAAUAGGAAGCAUUUGCUUGUCGAAUUCUCGUUUUCGAGGGAGAAAUUAUCCGAUAAUGCUCUCUAAAAGUGACUCAGUGUAUUAUCAUUGAAAAACAGUAAAUAGUCACUGAUUAGCAAUUAUAAGUACAGCAUUGUAAA